Messenger RNA from Olea europaea var. sylvestris, 1066 nucleotides. Its product is annotated as SWI/SNF complex subunit SWI3B-like. The record is from RefSeq and is a predicted model, not a curated record. Gene Ontology annotation, molecular function: protein binding. The annotation marks the transcript as partial. NCBI's taxonomy places the organism in Eukaryota, Viridiplantae, Streptophyta, Magnoliopsida, Lamiales, Oleaceae. The transcript is spliced from 3 exons.
UUAGGAUGGUUUUCGUGGAACAGCGUUCACGAAUGUGAGGUUAGAUUUGUUCCAGAGUUCUUCGAUGGAAGGUAUCCCUCUAAGAACCCUAGGGUUUACAAGUGCUACAGGAAUGCCAUCAUUAGGCGAUUUCGAGAAAACCCCACCAAGAAAAUUACUUUCACUGAGGUCAGGAAGACCAUUGUUGGUGAUGUGGGGUCUAUUCGGAGGAUAUUCGAUUUCUUGGAAGCUUGGGGUUUGAUCAAUUACACCGGUUCUUCAAAGCCACAGUUGAAAUGGGAAGAGAAGGAGAGCAAGUCGGCAACAGCCACAUUGCAGGGUAGUGAUGCUGCCGGCGGCAGCGGCACCAAUGUUACAGUUUCCAAGUCAAAGCCCUGCAGUAACUGCAAGGGUGUUUGCAGCUUUGCUUGCUUUGCCUCUGAUAAGCGUGAUGUGACACUUUGUGCGAGGUGCUAUGUGCGGGGUAACUAUAGGGAUUCUUCGGAGUUUAAGAGGGUCGAGAUCAGUGAAGAGGCGAAGACAGAUUGGACAGAUAAAGAGACUUUGCAACUUCUAGAAGCUAUUAUGCAUUAUGGUGAUGACUGGAAGAAAGUAGCAGAGCAUGUUGGCGGUAGAAGUGAGAGGGAAUGUGUAACUCACUUUGUAAAUUUGCCAUUUGGUGAACAGUUUGAUGGGCCUCCAGAAUCUGCUGAGCUGGAUACUGCAUUAAGUUCGCAAAAUCUUUCAAGACCAGCAAAACGGACGUGUCUUUCACCCCUGGAUGAUUCAAGUAACCCAAUUAUGGCUCAGGCUUAUUUUCUCUCCACUUUGGUUGGAGUAGAUGUUGCAGAAGUCGCAGCACGUGCUGCUUUAGCUGCUGUUUCUGCUCUCAGCGAUGGAAAACUUAAAGAGUGCUUGAAACUAUCCUCUGGUGCUGCCAAACAGCAAGGUAUGAGCUAUAUCUAUUGUGAGUUAUGGAUUAGACAGGAAACUAAUGGUUAUGCUCUACUAUAACUGUAAAAAUUCAAGUCUUUAAGCUCUGUUGGAAUUUGCAUUGGUUGAUUUUCUUUAAGAUUUCACUAGAUGA